AUGGACUCGCUGGGACCCUACGCCUUGAUUGCCUUGACAAUCUCCUCAUGUCUUCUGGCCUUGAACUCGGCCCAAGUCUUCGCAUAUGGACGGACCCUGCAUGUCGUCGGCCUGAUCCUUGCCAGUAUUGGUGCUUCUCUACUGGCCCUAUCGCGAUACCUUGUCAAAAAUUCCACUUCCGCCUAUGACGAGCUACCUCUCGAGGAAUCCAAUACCGAUGCUUCCAUCUCGCCACGUUCGCCUGCAUCGCCCAGCCUAAACCAUAUUCAUGCUUCUCACACUAGUCUGCGCAAGAUGCGACUCGCUUUUGUGCUCUUGGCACUCCUGAUAUGCGCGCGCGCUGAGACUAUUAGACGUCUUGUCAGAGAUGUCCAGUGUAUUGGUCCUGCUUACACUGAGUUUAUUCCCCUGGGGCUCGCUAUCGUCGACUUUUGCAUCUAUCGCAGACACAAAUUCUCUUCUCCAGAAAACAACUCUGACCUGAGUAUGUACGAACUGCUGGAGUACACCUGGUCCACCAAUCGCUUUCGCUAUAUCAUCAUCACCACUGUGUUCGCUCUUUCGAGCGCUAGUAUUCUGCAUGGGAGCGACAGCCACUCUUCUUCAUACAUCUGCACUCCUGCGACUCACGAUAAAAUGAUUACGAUUCAGCGCCUAGCUUUGAUUCUCGACUUCUGUAUUUUUUUCUGCUUGGACGCAUUGAUACGUUCCUACCCUAAUACCGGCAAAAUCUCUCCUGCCAGAUCGUUGAGCAUUACCGGAUGGGCUUGUCUUCUUUCUGCCUCGGCCAUUGGCAUAUGGGGUGUAAUUUGGUUCCUUGCCGUUCCCGAGGAUAGAUUUUGGGUACUUGAGAUACCCCGUGGCUUCAUCUGGCGAGUGGUCAAACUAGCCAUAUUGUCUUGUAUCGCAGCAGUAUCUACAUGCAUUACCGUGGUCUCAGAAGACCACCGUCGCAAGAAAAACGCAAUGUUUUCUGAGACGCCAAUUCUCCUUAUCGGGCUCAUGGUUGUGCUCUUUAUUAUUCGCUUCCUGAUCUGGCUUGGUCAUAUCACACAUGUCGCAUAUCACCCUAUCGAUCUCCUCAUACACGAAGCCGGCGAUCGCCACAAAGUUUAUACUGGACGUGCAUAUUCAAGCGCAAACCUCACAGCUGCCGUGAUUGGGUAUCAGUAUCGUCACGGCAGGAACCCUCCACCAAAUUUUCACGAAUGGUACCGAUACGCGAUCGGCCGUAACUCUUUAAUCAUUGAUGAAUUUGAUAAGAUUCACGAAGACUUGUUACCCUUCUGGACACUGGAUCCAUCGGAGGUCAGAGAAAGGACAUGGCACACUACAUCUAACCCUUGGAACGAUGUUGCUGGAAUCAGCAUACGUAAAGGCAAAGCUGAGAUUAGUCCAUAUGCGAUGGCGACCCACAGAUGGAUGCUCGAUGGUAUCGUCGACAUGAUCAGUCACUUCAGCGAGUUCUUACCGGACAUGGACUUGGGCUUCAACUUGAAUGAUGAGUGCCGUGUCGCUGUGCCGUAUGAGGAUAUACAAGCAAGAAAGAAGGCCGCCAAGGGUAACGGCGAUCUCAGCAAGAGCACACGAAACUCGUUCAGUGGAAAGCGUGGAGACACUUGGAAGCCCAUACCUGAGGAAUCUAGUGGCAUCACGCCGUUCCGAGAGAUGUCGUGGCAGAAGACGUUCAAUGAGUUUGGAAUGGCUGGCUGUCCACCAAGCUCUGCCGCACGUACCUCGUUGCACUGGGACACCAGGACUCUAUGUACAUCAUGCGCGGCUCCACACUCGCUGGGAGCAUAUCUGUCCAACUGGACCAAGAGUGCGAACAUCUGCCAUCAACCUGACAUAGCAACUCUGCAUGGCUUCUACCUCUCACCCGCCGCCUUCAAAGCGACUCACGAGCUAUAUCCUGUGUUCUCACAGUCCAAAGUUCAUGGCUAUAACGACAUUAUGUAUCCAUCUGCAUGGAAUUAUAUGGACAAAGCCAAAUAUGAUCCCAACGACGAACAUCAAGACUUGCCGUGGGACGAGAAGAUGCGAACACUCUUCUGGCGCGGUGGCACUUCCGAAGGUGUCUCUUCCAACACGGGCGUAUGGAAGGGUAUGAGCCGUCAGCGCUUCCUGAACCUAGCCAACAACAUCGCCUCCAGUCUAUCACCACAGCCAGUUCUUCUUCCUUAUCCUUUCGCCAAGAAGCGCAAGCAACUUGCUUAUGUGGACGUACCCGCCUCCGAGCUCGCCAAGCACGUCUCCGUGGACGUGAAGCUCGUGGAACACAUCAUCCGCUGCGGCGGCAUCGACUGCGAAGAUCAAGAUCGCCAUUUCGCGCCCAUGGCCUCACCCACUGACUUCCAAACUCACUGGUCUUAUCGCUAUCUACUCGACCUCGACGGUGCCGCGUUCUCCGGCCGCUUCAUCCCAUUCUUGCAAUCGCACAGUUUGCCUUUCAAAGCAGCUCUGUUCCGCGAAUGGUGGGACGACAGACUAACGCCCUGGCUCCACUUCGUACCUCUUGAUCUCCGAGGCCAUGGUUUCUGGGCUACUUUGGUAUACUUCAUGGGACUUGAAGCCAAGGUGCAAGGCAGACAGAUCAUGCUGCCUGCCCAUGACAAGCAAGGACAGUAUAUUGCAGAGGCUGGUAGGGAGUGGUCGAAUAAGGUAUUGAGGAAAGAAGAUAUGGAGAUUUACAUGUUUAGGCUGUUGCUUGAGUGGGGGAGGAUCACAGAUGAUAAAAGAGAGGAGUUGGGGUUGGGGGUUGAGGAGGCGGAGAAGAUUGGGAGGAAGUGGGUGGAUGAUGGCAAGAUGUAUUAUGGUGAUAAGCAUACGUAG
Messenger RNA from Aureobasidium namibiae CBS 147.97, 2832 nucleotides. RefSeq lists its product as uncharacterized. The record is from RefSeq and is a predicted model, not a curated record. Bases 1 to 2832 code for a protein of 943 amino acids. Lineage: Eukaryota; Fungi; Ascomycota; Dothideomycetes; Dothideales; Saccotheciaceae. The transcript has 3 exons.